AUGCCCUACUUUGCUUCCUCACGAGGACUAGUAACCAUAAACGACUCAUUACAUCUUGACAAUGAUGUUGCCAUUGGAGUUGCAAGGAGUUUGGCGACUCCUAAGGAUGUGCUCGUGCUGGGAAGAAGUGAUGAUAACCAGGUGGUGAGUGAUGCCAUGAUACUGAGCGUGCAAAGUGUGGCGUCAGUCGCAAGUAGUAUUAUAAGGAGAUUGAAAAGGGAUAGGGCAAAGACUUUGGAGGAGACAAGACACCAGCUUGAAAUAUUGCAAGAAGAUAAUCAAAAGUUAUCAAAGAUAAUAUAUUUUUACUCUAAGAACAUGCAAGAGCUGCUGGAGGCCUUGGAUCGACCGAGUAAACGUGCACGAGGAGAUUCAAGUUUUGCUAAACCUAAGAAAGUGAUAUUCGGAAGCUCAAGUGAUAAGCCUCAAGAAGCGAUGCGAGAAAACCCAAGAGAGAGAUCCAGAGGGCCAAACUAA
Molecule: messenger RNA, 477 nt
Organism: Prunus armeniaca (apricot)
Lineage: Eukaryota; Viridiplantae; Streptophyta; Magnoliopsida; Rosales; Rosaceae
Source: the annotation of a GenBank genome assembly